AAUGCCGCGUGAAUUGAUAAAUAUUUCUGCUGGUCAAGCAGGUAACCAAGUUAGCAAAAAUUUCUGGGAAACACUCUUGAUUGAACAUGGCCUCACAAAUGAUGGCUACGUCAAACCAGAUACGUCCGAUAUGCAGCUCGAGAGACUGAAUGUAUACUUCAACGAGAUAAACUAUCAAGACAAGGCUCGUUACGUUCCUAGGAGCAUCAAUGUCGAUUUAGAACCAAACACUAUGGAGGUACUCAGACAAUCAAAGAUUGGAUCAUUGUUCUCACCAUCAAGCUUCAUAAAUGGACAAUCGGGCGCUGGUAAUAACUUCGGUAAAGGUUACUACACUGAGGGUGCUGAAUUGGUCGAUACGAUUCUCGAUAGUGCCCGUCGUGAAGCCGAGCAAGUCGAUUCUUUACAAGGUUUCCAGCUUAACCACUCUCUCGGUGGUGGUACAGGUUCUGGUUUAGGUACACUCCUUAUGAGCAAGCUUCGCGAAGAAUUCCCAGAUCGUAUGAUGGCAACUUUCUCUAUCAUUCCAUCACCAAAGGUUUCUGACACGGUUGUUGAACCAUACAACGCGGUAUUAGCUACGAACCAGCUUAUCGAGAACUCUGACUUGACUUUCAUGCUUGACAAUGAAGCAUUGUACAGAAUCUGCCAAAACACAUUGAAAUCAGAGUCACCAAAUUAUGACAGUCUUAACUCUCUAAUUUCUAGAGCCAUGGCCGGUGUCUCAACUUCAUUGAGAUUCCCAUCACAGUUAAACUCCGACUUAAGAAAGUUGGCAGUAAACAUGAUACCAUUCCCAAGAUUACACUUCUUGUGUACCUCUGUUGCACCACUCACAAGCUUACAAAAUAGAUCAUACCAAUCUACGAACGUACAGGACUUGACAGCUAGCUUAUUUAAUAACGCAAACAAGCUCGCUCAAUUGCCUAAAUAUGGUAGAUAUAUGACUGCAGCUGCGCUCUACCAAGGUCCAAUGGGAAUGCGCGAUAUUGAAGACUCGAUUAUGGGAUAUCAAAGCAAGAACAGUGAUGAGUUUGUUGAGUGGAUUCCACACAAUGUUCUCACAUCUCACACGUCUGUCUCACCAAUUGAUUCAAAGACUGGAGGUACAUUUAUCGCUAACACUACGGCUGUCCAAGAGCUCUUUAACAGAAACGCUAGCAUGUUCAGUGCUAUGUUAAAGAGAAGAGCCUACUUGCACUGGUACACGGGUGAAGGAAUGGAUGAAAUGGAAUUCACAGAAGCUGAAUCCAACUUGAUGGACUUGAUCGCAGAAUACCAACAAUACGAAAACGCUGGCGCUGAUGAAGAAGAAUACGGAGAGGAGGAAUAUUAUGAAGAGGAAGCCGUUGAAAUGUAGAAAAUGAUCAUUUUUUUUGUAAUUAAAGCCUUUUUAUUUUCAC
Wallemia mellicola CBS 633.66 is the source of this 1403-nucleotide messenger RNA. RefSeq names its product tubulin beta chain. The transcript has 7 exons. The annotation marks the transcript as partial. The record is from RefSeq and is a predicted model, not a curated record. Lineage: Eukaryota; Fungi; Basidiomycota; Wallemiomycetes; Wallemiales; Wallemiaceae. Gene Ontology annotation, cellular component: cytoplasm; microtubule. Gene Ontology annotation, biological process: mitotic cell cycle; microtubule cytoskeleton organization. Gene Ontology annotation, molecular function: GTPase activity; GTP binding; structural constituent of cytoskeleton.